UUCUCCUUCACCUGCUCCACCACCCAUAUAUUUAGCACCAGCACUAGCAUCUCCCACCGGGCCAUCACUUGUACUACCUCAGGAAACCCAGCUCAUUUGGAUCAACAUACAGAUCAUGAGGUCUUCACUGAUGGUCCUGGCUUCUCUUCUCCUUCUCCUGGUUCUGGCUACAACAGCACAUGGGAUUCGGCUGGACAGGCACCUGCAUGAGGCACUCGGCAACAAGCAGGAACAACUGGCCGGGCAGCCACAAAAAUCCAAUGACGCCGCUGAUUCUACCGGCAGCAGCAAGCCCUGCACGUCGGAUGGGAAUUGCUCAGGAAAGGCGAAAAAGCCACCGUCGCCGCACACUCACGCCGAACCGGAAGAGGCAUCAGCCAAGCAUCAGAUACCCCCGAAGAGGAAGGACGGUCACGCUCAGGUGACCAGCCACGGCGAGCAGGAGGAAGCGCCGUUGCCACGGCAACCGCAGCAGAAGACAUGGUCGCGCCGGACGCUGCCGCGGCGGCCAAAACAGCAGGAGACGAGGACGUACCCGGACCUGAUCGACAUCGCCGGGAUGGACUACUCGCCGGCCGCCAGAAAGCCUCCCAUCCACAACUGAAUCUAACGAGGGCACACGGAUCGAUCGAUAUAUUGGAGCUGAAGUACCUAGUUUAUUAUUAUAGUAGAUUACCAGUACGCGGCUACUGGUUUAUUAGUUUUGUGGAGCUACUAUUAGCUUAUGGAUCCUCAUGGAAUAGAAUAGUGCGGUACAGCUAAUUGAUCAAGUGUGGUGACUGAUAUAUAUUACUCGUAUGAUGCUACGGGACAGAGACAGCGUCGCCGGAAUCGCUGCGCCUUUUGUGAAGACUCAAGACGAUCGUCCUACUGGCAGUACACACCAAAACUUGGCGUUUCCCUCUCGAGUUUCCCGCGAUUUGUAGUAGUAACAUGCAUGCAUGCAUGCCCGUGUAUGUAAAAUAGCACCGCCGUUUUGACCACUGGUUAUACUAUAUAGCUUCGCUGUGAGAAUGUGAGAUCGAC
This is a messenger RNA of Triticum aestivum (bread wheat), 1026 nucleotides long. RefSeq lists its product as uncharacterized. The record is from RefSeq and is a predicted model, not a curated record. The transcript is spliced from 5 exons. NCBI's taxonomy places the organism in Eukaryota, Viridiplantae, Streptophyta, Magnoliopsida, Poales, Poaceae. Bases 116 to 604 code for a protein of 162 amino acids.